CAUUCUUUCUAAAAUUGUGCCAGCGAGCGGAGCUCAUGUAAAGUGAAAAAUAAAAAAUAAAAAUUUUAAUUCCUCUCAGAGUCGUUGUGUGACGUGUCGAGCAAAAUACUCUAAAACUGCAUUCAGCACGCGCGUGUAUCUUCCCCCGUUCUCGAGUUUGUUCACACACACAUUUUAAAAAGUCGAAAAUUCUGCAAUUUCUCGCACACACAUACAUACGCACGCCGGUUUUUGCGAACUCACUUGAAGAAAAAAAAGAAGCGAGAAGCAGCAGAAAGUUGCAAAUUCGAAAUGGUGACCGAGUCAAAGUCCAUUUUGCCCAAGGCCAGCACCAAGGAGGUACAGUGCCAGUCGUCCGACUGCGAGACUUCCAUGCAGGAGCCGGUCGGCCAGGUGACCACCCCGAAGAGCGGACGUGUGGGUAUCUUCAAUGCAGAGGAUUUCUUGUCGCGCGCUCAGAUGAAUGACAAAAUCAACAACAUCUUGCGCUCGCCCACCAAGCCGCCCAACGGUGUGCGCCAGCGCUCUGUCUACACCAACAACCCAUCGCCGCAAACCAGCAUGCGCUUUGGAAUGGCUGUCGGGCAGCUGUCGCAACGGGUAAGCAACCUCUCGCUGUCCUCCGGAAUGGGGUCCAGUGGCCGCAUGGAUCGCGGCAGCAGCUGCAGCCUCACCGGCAGCGCCAGCGUUGGCACCAACACCAUCACCAUCAACAACGGUAUGGCCAAGGAUCAAGCCGGCAGUCAGUCGGCCCGUCCAUACGUCCACCUGCCGGGCAUACACAUGCCCAACAUGCCCCCGUACCCGGCUGGGACCAUGCAGGAAAUAGACACUGGCAACAGGACGCGCAACGGCACGGCACUUACCGCGCGCUAUCACAACACGGCCCCCUAUGGCUUCGACGGCGAGCAGAUCUACUGCCAGGCUGGAACUCAGAACUCCCAGCAGUUGCCGCCGCCAAUGCCCCCACCACCAUACGCCUUGGGCCGCGUGAGCAGCACACGCAUGUUCGAACUCGAGAACAACACACCGCCGCCAUGUCCCGGCUCUGGACCCAUUGCCAUGCCGAACGGCACCAUCCAGUUGCGCCUCCGCGAGGGAGUGCGCAUUGACAUGACUCUGGACAAGGCGGUGCGCGUGCUCAAUCAGCGCAGCAUGGUGGCAGUUGCUCUAUCGCGCAACUGCAGCAACUCGGCUAUGAUCCACCCCAAUGGACGCAUCUUGCAGAGCGGCUCUAAGGUCGAAAUUGUCACCUAUGACGGCAUGAAGGGCAAUAACUUUGUUCGCUAUGCCAAGAUGUGGUACAAGGGUGUGAGCUUCACCAGCGAGGCGUGCGCUCUCAUCUACCUGGUGGACACAGCCGGGACGCGCACCACAACCGACACUUUCACCGAUCUGACCAAGGACUACACCCUGGCAGUGUUCUAUGACGACUCGCGCCAUGGUCCCUCUUAUGUGGCUGAAGCCCAUGAGGUGAUUGCCAGCUCAGUUUACAGCUGUGCUGAGGAUGGCACCGAGAUCUAUGACAUAAACGGAUUUCGCAUCACCCAGGCAGUCGAUGGCCUGGUUAAGGUCACUCGUGUCUACAACAAGUGCCUGAUUCGUACCAGUCCUGGCAAUGGAUCGGCCACUUUGACCACUCCUGGCAUCCAUUGCACUGCCUCUCUGGGCAAGACCUCGCAUCUGUUUGUUCGUCGCAAUGAGAAGCGUAUGCACUUCGAUGGUUCCUGUUUCAUUGUACGCAACGCCGGCCACUCCGCCGGCUUCAAUGAGAACAACCUGCUCAUUGUCUACUGAGCAGCGUAAUCCGGAGAUGCGGCGCAGUGGUAGCCCAUCCCACACACUCACAUUCACACACACACGUUAACACAUUUCACCUAUAACACAUACAACAGACACACAGAAAGACACAAACAGCAGCACAUUUGAGGGACCUUGACGUGGAGAGGGAUUCAGUUAGGAUCCCCGCCGAAUUUAGGAUAAUCAAAAGAAUCGAAAUCCAUUUGGGAAAUAAGUUAGAAUUACCAGUUCAUUAGGGAAACAUGACACACCAUAAUCCAUAACCCAUAACCGAAGCGAAGGGAACUGUUCCUGUUCCCUGUAUUGGGAACAUCUACCAGGAAACCCCAGCGCGAAUACGUUAAUACUUAUGUUAUCUUUCGUUUCGUUUACCAUGCCUACACAUAUAAUACUCCAUAUAACUAGUUGCUACAGGAAAUCAGGAGCAUUUUUCUGUGCUUCCUUAAACGUUGGCCAAAUCAGACUAAAUCCCAAGCCGGAACGGAACCGAUCCAAUCCGAGCCAAGCCGUGCCAGCGUUUGGUGUUCAAAAAGGAAACAACAAACUAAAUAUCGUUUUGAUCUUCGCUGCCUUUUCGGUCUUUGUCAGUUCCCCUAAAUUGUUUCGUCGCGCAGUUCAGUUCUAAAUUAAAAAACUAAAAAAAAAAAAUAUAGCAAGUACAGUUAAAAGAAAUAGCGCUAAAAAACGUUCCAAAAUGUUCAAAAUUAAGCACAAUUGGUGCGUCUGAUUUAGCAACAAUUAUAGUAGAUCAGAGGACGAGUUCUCUUGGGCGUUACGUUUAGGCAACGUAACGCCAGUGUCGAUUUAUUAUUUCUAAGUUACCAGUUGGGAUAUGUUAGCCCAAUUCAUUCAAUGCAAUCCAAGCAUGUUCAUCCACACCCGUACCGUACCGUACACUCGCACACGUAACCCACACACACACCACAGUAUAAAAAAAAAACAACAGAACACAUAAAAGAUAGAAUAAUAGAUCCUGUGAAAGGCAGAAAGUUAGAAUCUAUUAAGGUAUGAAGCACAUUUGUAACUAGUUUAUGAGACGCACUCGUCCUGGGAGGCAGACGGAUCCCACACACACAAGCAUAAGCCUAAUAUAUAGACACACACACGUAAUGAGGCACUCCCGCCGGUGGCGGUGUAACUGGCACUGGCACUGCGGCUGUGGCCGGAGCCGGCAAGUGCGACGCUUGCACAGUGGUAUUCGCUGGCGUGGAGUUGCGGGCCGCUGAGGCGGUAACUACAGUUGCAGCAGCAUCGUUGCUGUUGCUGCCAGUGCUUGAAUUCAAGUUGCUAGUGGCACUGGCACUGUCCUCUUUGUCCUCGUCCUUGGAACGCUUCAUCUUUCCCCACAAAUUGCUUUAAAAGUCUGCAGAACUAUAGGAAAAUUUUGUUACUUGCGCGUUUGGGGUGGAUAGCCAAUAACAAUAAAAAGUUAAACCCAGUGAGAAUGAAAAACCGUCAUUAGCCUUACGACAAUCUCCAACACCAAAAUUUUCCAUCAUGUAAAAGAGAAAUUCAUGUGUCCUAAAAUCAAUACUAAAUAUAUAAUAAAUUAAAAA
Drosophila obscura is the source of this 3356-nucleotide messenger RNA. RefSeq lists its product as uncharacterized. The coding region runs from base 292 to 1797 and encodes 501 amino acids. The transcript has 7 exons. NCBI's taxonomy places the organism in Eukaryota, Metazoa, Arthropoda, Insecta, Diptera, Drosophilidae. The record is from RefSeq and is a predicted model, not a curated record.